Cutaneotrichosporon oleaginosum is the source of this 1036-nucleotide messenger RNA. RefSeq lists its product as uncharacterized. Gene Ontology annotation, cellular component: proteasome regulatory particle, lid subcomplex. The record is from RefSeq and is a predicted model, not a curated record. Gene Ontology annotation, molecular function: proteasome binding; protein binding; metallopeptidase activity. Gene Ontology annotation, biological process: proteasome-mediated ubiquitin-dependent protein catabolic process; protein deubiquitination. NCBI's taxonomy places the organism in Eukaryota, Fungi, Basidiomycota, Tremellomycetes, Trichosporonales, Trichosporonaceae.
GCCACAACUCUUCGCAGCGACCACAAGCCGAACAAAGAGCGACUGCCUCUCCAUAUUUGCCCGCUCUACCCCUCUUCAUUUGAUCCAGCCCUUGACAGGGCCGAACCUAACGAUGAACCGCAACGCGCUUUCUAGUCUUCUCGGCGGGGGUCACGCUCGCGGCGUGGAGGAAAUCGUUCUGCCAGACAAUGGCGAGACUGUCCACAUCUCCUCUUUGGCUCUCCUGAAGAUGCUCAAGCACGGCCGGGCAGGCGUUCCCAUGGAGGUCAUGGGCCUGAUGCUUGGCGAGUUUGUGGACGAGUACACUAUUUCCUGCGUCGACGUCUUCGCAAUGCCGCAGUCCGGAACAACGGUGACUGUCGAGUCCGUCGACCACGUCUUCCAGACGAAGAUGUUGGAAAUGCUCAAGCAGACUGGCCGCCCCGAAAUGGUCGUUGGAUGGUACCACUCCCACCCCGGCUUCGGAUGCUGGCUAUCAUCCGUCGAUGUCAACACGCAGCAGUCCUUCGAGCAGCUGCACCCUCGCGCCGUGGCUGUCGUCAUUGACCCGAUCCAGUCCGUCCGCGGCAAGGUCGUCAUUGAUGCAUUCCGGAGCAUCAACCCCAAGGCCCUCAUGGCCGGGCAGGAGAGCCGACAGACGACGUCCAACAUCGGCCACCUCAACAAGCCGUCCAUCCAGGCGCUUAUACAUGGUCUGAACCGUCACUACUACUCGCUUGCCAUCGAGUACCGCAAAACCGAGGCGGAGCAGGGCAUGUUGCUCAACCUCCACAAGCGCGGAUGGACUGAGGGGCUCAAGCUGGACAACUUUGAGACGCAGGAGGAGAACAACGAGAAGUCGGCGCAGCUCAUGCUCAAGCUCGCUCAGACGUACACCAAGAGUGUGCAGGAGGAGGCGACGCUUACGCCUGAGCAGCUCAAGACACGCCACGUCGGAAAGCUCGACCCGAAGCGCCACCUUGAGGAGGCAGUCGAGAAGAAUCUCGGCGACCAGGUCACCCAGAGCUUGGCAAUGGGCGUGCUUGCUGAGCUUUAG